This is a messenger RNA of Lachancea thermotolerans CBS 6340, 1701 nucleotides long. Its product is annotated as KLTH0C10450p. The transcript has a single exon. The record is from RefSeq and is a predicted model, not a curated record. Lineage: Eukaryota; Fungi; Ascomycota; Saccharomycetes; Saccharomycetales; Saccharomycetaceae. Bases 1 to 1701 code for a protein of 566 amino acids.
AUGACGUCGGACAAAAAAGUCUCAAAAGCGAUUCCAAUCACCCUGCUCUCGGGAUUUCUGGGUUCAGGCAAAACCACACUGCUGGAGAAGAUUUUGACGACUAACCAUGGUUUCAAAAUUGCCGUGAUCAUCAACGACAUGUCGGAGUUGAACAUAGACUCGUCACUAGUUCAGGCUCACAACGUCUGUCAAAAAGAAGAAAAACUCAUUGAACUGCAGAACGGCUGUAUUUGUUGCACCCUUCGUGGUGACUUGCUCGAAGAGCUUGUAGGCAUUGGGGAGCGUGGCGAGUUUGACUACAUUGUGAUCGAGUCGACUGGUAUCGCAGAGCCAAUGCAAGUGGCAGAGACGUUCUCUGUCGAGUUUUCUGAUAUUUUGCUAGAAACGCCAGGUGGUAUCCCGGAAAACGAGGAAAAGCUACUGAGAAAGGUUUCUGAUAUGGGUGGACUUCAAGCAAUAGCCAAGCUCGAUACAUGCGUUACCGUCAUUGACGCAUUGAACUUUUUGUCCAACAUACAAACUACCGAGUUCCUUGCAGACCGGUGGGGCGAAAACGGACAGGGUGAGGCUGAGCGUACCAUCACAGAUUUGAUGGUUGACCAAAUUGAGUUCUCCGACGUUAUUAUUGUCAACAAGAAGUCCAUGGUUUCAAAAAAGAAGUUGAAGGAGAUCAAGAAGAUGGUCAAGAUUCUCAAUCCUGUGGCUAAGGUUAUUGCUACUGACUACUGCAAUGUGCCCCUAAGCUCUAUUCUUGAUACGAAGCUCCAUGACUUCGAGAAGGCCUCAUUAUCCGCCGGGUGGCUGCAAAGCAUCAAUGAGAUGACUGUGAGGGACGGCUUCGGAAACAAAGGUAGCAGCGUGCUAACUCCAAAACCUGAGACGGAAGAGUAUGGUGUCAACAACUUUGUCUACCGCAGAAGAAGGCCUUUUCAUCCAGAAAGGCUUUACGAUCUUAUUAGAGAUAAAUUCUUCGUUAUAGAGCAGGCCGGUGCUGCUGGCAUGGACGAAGAAGAGGAAGACGAUGAGGAAGAAUCCGAAGAGCAGAGCUCAGAGUCCGAGGCAGACUCAGAAAUGGAAGCAGAGGUUGAUGAAGGCGCCCGUGACGGCGAAGAAAAAGAGGAGGAAGAAGGAGAAGAAUACACUGAAGAGGAAAUUAACAAGAACAGGGCUAACUCACCUUUCGGAAAACUUCUGCGCUCCAAAGGUUUCUUCUGGCUAGCAACAAGAUUCGUAGUCCGGGGAGAGUGGUCAAGCGCGGGUCCGAUGUUAACUUUGAAUGGUGGACUGCCAUGGUUUGCGGUCUCUGGCCUUGAAGAUGUCCCUGAAGAAGCUUUGGAACUUGUAAAGAAGGACUAUGAAGGUGAGUUUGGCGACCGCCGCAAUGAGUUGGUCUUUAUUGGCUUGGAUAUCAAUGAGAAGCUACUCAGCGAGGCGCUGGACUCCUGCCUCUUGACUGAUAAAGAGUAUAAGCGGUUCAAAAACAUUACUAGCAAGCACAAUGCUUUGGUUGCAGAUGAGAAGCUGUCAAAAGUUUGGGAUGACGGUUUCGAAGACUGGAUAAUAAUGGGAGCAGGCGAUGAAGAAGAGGAAGAUAGAGAACAAGAAGAGGAGCAAGAAGAGGAAGAAGAGGAAGAAGGAAAAGAGAGGUCUCAAAAGUCGGUACCUAUGGAGAUUUCCACUUCCAAAGGUAUUUCGGUCUAA